Molecule: messenger RNA, 1095 nt
Organism: Juglans microcarpa x Juglans regia
Lineage: Eukaryota; Viridiplantae; Streptophyta; Magnoliopsida; Fagales; Juglandaceae
Exons: 2
Coding region: 1-1095 (364 amino acids)
Source: RefSeq, a predicted model, not a curated record
AUGGUUACUGUUCAUACACUUCUUGCCAUAGCUACUGUUUAUAAUUGGUCUUUGGUUCAACCUGAUGUGAAAAAUGCUUUCUUACUUAGAGAUUUAGUUGAGGAAGUUUAUAUGACACUUCCUCCUAGUUUUCAUACUAAGGGGGAGUCUAAAUCUAAAGCUGAUUAUUCCUUGUUUACUAGUUCCAAUGGUGCUUCUUUCAUUGCACUUCUUGUGUAUGUUGAUGGUAUCUUAAUUGCAAGUAAUGAUUCACAUGUUGUUGAUGAUUUGAAACUAUUGCUGGAUACUAAAUUUAAGCUAAAAGAUAUGGGACAGCUUAGGUACUUCCUUGGUUUGGUAGUUACAAGAUCUCCUAAAGGCAUUUCCCUAUGUCAACAUAAGUAUGCACUUGAGAUAUUACAAGAUGCUGGAUUUCUUGGUGCUAAACCAGCAGCUUUUCCAAUGGAACAAAAUUUGAAACUCAGUAAAGACAGUGGUAUUCUAUUGGCUGGUCCUACUAUUUUUAGAAGAUUAAUUGGUAGAUUAUUAUAUCCUACCAUUACACGGCCAGAUCUCACCUUUUAUGUUCAUUGGCUUAAACAGUAUAUGGAUAAACCCCGUGAACCUCACUUACAGGCUGCUUAUCAUAUUCUGCAGUAUGUCAAGUCCACUCCAAGACAUGGAUUAUUUUUUCCAGCUGACUCUUCUUUUCAGAUCAAAGCUUUUACAAAUUCAAAUUGGACUUCAUGGCCUGAUACUCACAAGUCUACUACGGGCUACUGUGUCUUUCUUGGAGAUUCCUUGGUGUCCUGGAAAUCUAAAAAACAACAAACAAUUUCUCGUUCAUCUGCGAAGGCAGAAUAUCGUUCGAUGGCCACUACAAUUUGUGAAAUUGUCUGGCUUCUUUCCUUAGUCUCAUAUUUUAGAGUUUCUCAUUCUAAUAGUGCUCAUUUGUUUUGUGAUAACAUAGCUACACUUCAUAUUGCUGCUAACCCUGUCUUUCACGAGAACACAAAGCAUAUGGAGCUUGAUUACCAUCAAUUCGAGCUGGGAUUCUUAAGACAUUUCAUGUUCGUUCUCAACAUCAACUUGCUGAUGUACUUAUUAAAGCUUUAG